This is a messenger RNA of Solanum lycopersicum (tomato), 2192 nucleotides long. RefSeq names its product protein HESO1. Lineage: Eukaryota; Viridiplantae; Streptophyta; Magnoliopsida; Solanales; Solanaceae. The record is from RefSeq and is a predicted model, not a curated record. Gene Ontology annotation, molecular function: nucleotidyltransferase activity. Gene Ontology annotation, biological process: RNA 3'-end processing.
CCAAGUAGGACAAAACAAAUCUUUUGCUAAAUUCUCCAAUGUAAAUAAAAUAAAAAAUAAAAAAUAAAAAAACCCAAACUCCAUUGUUAAUCCUCACAUCACCCCCAAGUCACCGGCGGCGAGCAACCGAAUCCAUUGCUUGAAGUUUUUGUGCACCUUCUUGCCCACAAUUGCUAUAGUUGAAGCUCUUUCUCUAAUCACUUCUCGUGGUAACGAUAUCUGCAGAUGUAAAUGCCAUCUUAAGACCAAACGGAAAAAAAUGUUACCUUUAAAAAACACAAGGAAAAGGAAGAAAAGAAAGGAAAGAAGUAAAUGGUGCUCUAACCAAGUUCUGUGUAAGGAAGCACAACAGUGUGAACAGAAGCAGAGGAAGAAAUACACAGCCACCUUGGAACAAUUAUCGGCAUUUGAAGUAUUGCUUGAUGAGGUUUAUGUGGAUUGUCUCCCUAAACCAAGCGAUUAUGAUGCUCGAAGAGAUUUGCUUCGUAUCUUUAAUGAAAUAGCAAAGGAGGUUUAUGGCUAUUCUGCUGAUGCUCCUGUUGUUGAGGUGUUUGGGUCAUAUUCAAUGGAUUUAUUCUGUGUUAAAAGUGACUUGGACCUAUCUGUCAACUUCACCAACAGAAAAGUUAACAUUACACGGGAGAAGAAGAUUCAGACUCUGAGGAAAUUUGCAAAAAAGUUUUAUCAACUUCAGAGGAAUGGUUUUGUUCGUGGUGUCAAUCCAGUUACAACUGCCAGGGUGCCAGUUCUAAAAGUUGUUGACCGAGGAACUGACAUUGAAUGUGAUAUAUCAGUUGAAAACCAGGAUGGGAUUUCAAAAUCAAAGACAAUUUACAUGAUUGGUUCCAUUGAUGAACGUUUUCGGAAAUUGAGCUUCUUGAUGAAAGCAUGGGCAAAAGCACAAAAUAUUAACAGCGCAAAGGAUCAAACAUUGAAUUCUUUAUCUAUAAUACUCUUGGUUGCUUUCCAUUUGCAGACGCGAAAUCCUCCCAUACUGCCUCCAUUUUCCGCCUUAUUCAAAGAUGGUAAUGACUCAGUAGCAGUGGAGAGCUCUGUGUGUAAGUUUUCAAACUAUGGAAUAAGCAAUAAAGAAUCAGUGGCUGAGCUCUUUGUUUCUCUAUUAAACAAGUUGCUAUCAGUUGAGAAGCUCUGGUCCGAAGGUUUGUGUGCCAGCACAUUUGAAGGAUCUUGGAUAUCUCGAACACGGGGUGAUAGAGUUGGCCGUAUAAAUGUUGAAGAUUUCGCUGAUAGAUCUCAAAAUGUUGCAAGGGCAGUAGGAGCAGUAGAAGUUAAACAGAUUUACCGCUGUAUCCAGCUUUCAGUCCAACACAUAUUUGAUUUCUUAAAUAAAAAGAUUGGAGGGAACUCUUUAAGGGAGUUCCUAUUUGGCCAAGUUGUAGCCUCCAAGCUAGCUGGCGCUGGUACUGCAAAAUCUGGAAAAAAGGAGGUGCAAUCUGUUGCACUUUCAAAAGGAAAUAAGAAAACUGUACAUGUUGAUUCUAUCUUGACAAAAAGCAGGACAUCUGUGAAAAGUCCGAGAGGGAUGGCACAAGGAAAGCAUAAACUUCUGGGGCCAACUGACUCCUCCUUGACAAAAAGAAGUCGAACAGAUGAUUGGUUGGGUGGCACUUUCUCUGAGUUGUCAAGAAGGCAGCCAGGAGAACAGCCUAUGCCUUACUACUUGACGAAUAGUUGGGGACCAAUGUCAAUGAUCUCAAGAGAAGCCAUGUACAAUAGGCCUCAACCUGUUCCGUUUGAACCUACCUAUGGAAGGAUGAGAUUCGCAGAACAUUCUGGAGACCCAAAUCUGAUUGCUCCAGCUGUUCCUCAUAUGUUUCCGUCCAGGCACCCUAUAGGUAGUCAAAUUUCUUAUGAGCCUCUGAGACAUCCUGUUGGUUAUCUUAAUUCAGUUUUUGAUUCUAGGCAAUCCUCAGCAUAUAUUUUGCCCCCUCAUUCUAGGCGGUUUUGAUGUGUAAGGUUAAACCUAAUGAUUCCCCAUCAAUGUAAUUUUGCCAUGGGGAUGUACAAGUUGAAACAGAUACUAGUUUAAGGGUACAAGAAAGUUUUCUUUCUUCCUUUAUACCUUCAAAGCUCUGAGUUUAUACUUUGCAUUCUAUUCCAAUCUGUAUUUUUUGAUAAAUCCUCACAGAGUAGAGUUGUCAUGACAAUUGUGUUUUAACUAGUUAUUUUAG